GAAUACAUCAACAAAGAAUGGAGGGAUUCUAUUCAAACGGUCUCUCUCCAACAACAGAAGACAGAGAAUAGAAAGUACACGGAAGUGAUAGAAGAUAACCAAGAAAUAUUAAACCUGGUAAGUCAGGGGAUGGAAGUAGUGACAGCUCUAAAAAGAUAUGAGAACGAUUCAGAAGAUAAAACUCGACGUUUAGAGAGUUUGAAUAACCUCAGAUCAAAAGGGGAAUUCGCGAGCGAAUUGUCACAACAAGAAAGAGAGGCAACUGUUCAAGCAGCUCAGAGAGCGACAGUCGAAUUGCUUCAACUGCAACUGCUAGUGUUUAGCGGGAAUCCUCGAAACUGGAGAGCAUUCUGGAAAAGCUUUAAAAGCUUUGGCGAUACAUAA
Loa loa (African eye worm) is the source of this 384-nucleotide messenger RNA. RefSeq lists its product as hypothetical. The annotation marks the transcript as partial. Lineage: Eukaryota; Metazoa; Nematoda; Chromadorea; Rhabditida; Onchocercidae. The transcript has a single exon. The record is from RefSeq and is a predicted model, not a curated record.